ACGGGAACCGCCCUCAGCCGGGACCCGCCAUUUUCUGCCGGGAAAGGCGGGAAGGGGGAGAUCGAAGCCGCCGCAGCUGCACCGCGGGACCCGCACGGCUCCAGUGCCGCCGCCAGAGCCGCUCGCAGGCUGUGACGGCCCGGGAUGGCCCGCACCAAGCAGACGGCUCGGAAAUCCACGGGCGGCAAGGCGCCGCGCAAGCAGCUGGCCACCAAGGCCGCAAGGAAGAGCGCGCCGUCCACGGGCGGCGUCAAGAAACCGCACCGCUACCGCCCCGGCACGGUGGCGCUGCGCGAGAUCCGGCGCUACCAGAAAUCCACGGAGCUGCUGAUCCGGAAGCUUCCGUUCCAGCGGCUGGUGCGGGAGAUCGCGCAGGACUUCAAAACCGACCUGCGCUUCCAGAGCGCCGCCAUCGGCGCCCUGCAGGAGGCCAGCGAGGCGUACCUGGUGGGGCUCUUUGAGGACACCAACCUGUGCGCCAUCCACGCCAAGCGCGUCACCAUCAUGCCCAAGGACAUCCAGCUGGCGCGGCGGAUCCGCGGCGAGCGCGCCUGAGCUCCGCCAGCUCCGGCCAAAUUUGGGGGGAAUCCGGCAAAAUCCGGCAAUCCCGGGCAAAUCCCGGGCAA
Messenger RNA from Vidua chalybeata, 626 nucleotides. RefSeq names its product histone H3.3A. The record is from RefSeq and is a predicted model, not a curated record. Gene Ontology annotation, molecular function: DNA binding; protein heterodimerization activity; structural constituent of chromatin. Lineage: Eukaryota; Metazoa; Chordata; Aves; Passeriformes; Viduidae. Gene Ontology annotation, cellular component: nucleosome. The coding region runs from base 145 to 555 and encodes 136 amino acids. The transcript is spliced from 4 exons.